AUGCCUAAGAUAAAGACAAGCCGUGUGAAAUAUCCUGAAGGAUGGGAGCUUAUUGAGCCAACGCUUCGGGAUCUGGAGGCCAAAAUGAGGGAAGCUGAAAAUGAUCCACAUGAUGGGAAGAGGAAAUGUGAAGCUCUUUGGCCAAUCUUCCGUAUUUCUCAUCAAAAGAGUCGCUACAUAUAUGAUCUUUACUAUCGAAGGAAGGAAAUAUCGAAAGAGUUAUAUGAGUUUUGCUUAGACCAAGGUUAUGCAGAUCGCAAUCUGAUUGCAAAGUGGAAAAAGGUUGGCUCGGGUUCUUUUACUGUGACUAUAUUUGGAUUCUAUUACUCAAUUCUCUGGAUCGCUACUAACGAUUAUUCUCUCGAGUCCUUUUGCAGCCAGGUUAUGAGCGCCUCUGCUGCCUUCGCUGCAUACAGACACGAGACCACAACUUCGCAACCACUUGCGUCUGCAGAGUGCCUAAGCACCUCAGGGAGGAGAAGGUGA
Molecule: messenger RNA, 486 nt
Organism: Miscanthus lutarioriparius
Lineage: Eukaryota; Viridiplantae; Streptophyta; Magnoliopsida; Poales; Poaceae
Source: the annotation of a GenBank genome assembly